Lactuca sativa (garden lettuce) is the source of this 1323-nucleotide messenger RNA. RefSeq names its product putative membrane-associated kinase regulator 1. Gene Ontology annotation, molecular function: kinase inhibitor activity. Gene Ontology annotation, cellular component: plasma membrane. The record is from RefSeq and is a predicted model, not a curated record. NCBI's taxonomy places the organism in Eukaryota, Viridiplantae, Streptophyta, Magnoliopsida, Asterales, Asteraceae.
CUUUCCAAUGUCUUAUACUUGAACCCCUCCAAUCUAAUCACAUUAAAUCAUAACCCUGUCAACACCUGUUCUCUUUCUCUCUCUCUCUCUUCUUCCAUAAAGUACCAGCCAUUGACAUAGAUCUAACAAUGUAACAGAGCUUAUCUCCAUUUUACAAAUGGCGGAUCAUCAUCAUCUUCAUCAUAAUCGUCAUCUUCGUAAAGCUGGGAAAACCCCCAGAUCACAAACACUCCCAUCCUCCCCUACUCAUUCAUCCUCCUCCUCCGAUUUCGAAUUCACCAUCUCUCUCUCCCCUCGCAAAUCCUCCGCCACCAAUCUUUGCCCCGCCGACGACCUCUUUUACAAGGGCCAACUUCUCCCUCUUCACCUCUCCCCUCGCAUUUCCAUGGUACGCACCUUGCUUCUCUCUUCCUCCUCCACAUCUUCAUCCGCCACCACCGCCCGCCACUCCUCUGACUCCCACUCCUCCUUCUCCACCGACGGAUGCGACUCCUCCCGACCCAGCUCCGUCACUGACGACGACCUUCAUCUCCAAACCAAACUAUUCCCUUCUACCUUACAAACCCAGCCUUUCAUCUCCCACCACCACAAGAAACCCAAUAAGUACUUCUCCUUAUCUAGAUUCUCAUCUGUCUUCCGCAAGGAAACCAAAGCUCCGGCCACCACUGGUACUACUACCGCCGCCCGUAUUGACCAAGAUAUCUUAACCGGAUCUUCCGUUAAACGCAUGAGUGUGACAGCUAAAGAAAUGAUACGAAAGUAUCUGAAGAAAGCAAAACCGUUGUACGAAAAGCUAUCGCAAAGACAGGGUCAGACUUUUCAGGUUAAGAAAACGGGUCCUCCUCCACCUCCUCCUAAAACGGAGGAGAUCAGAAGCAACAAGGAAAACGACGUAAUCUCUCACUCGUUCUCAGGAAAUCUCCGGUAUCCUAGAAGGAGAAGCUGCGUAUCGAGCUGCCCAUCAUCCAUGCGGUCAUCUCCUAGUCACUCUGGAGUUCUAUGUCGGAACAGUGUGAUGAGAGGAACCGGCGGCGGCAUCUACUCCAACAACUCGUCAUCCAUGGAGGAAUUGCAGAGCGCGAUUCAAGGGGCGAUAGCGCAUUGUAAGAACUCCAUGACUCAGAACAACUAGAAGAAGAAGGAGAAGAAGAAGAAGAAGACGGUGGAAGCCUACAGGUUACAAGUCCGGCCAUUUGCGCAAGGUACAAGGUAUUUACUUCGCCUGUGAUCUGGAUCUGACUGGUUUUGGUAGAUUUGCUAGCAAGUACUUGAAAAUGUAAACCUUAAAUCAUUUAUUAGACUUACUAUGAGUUGUUACAAUAA